CUCUUUUCAAAAGGGUGUAUAUUUUUUGUCUUUAUUAAUUUUGUUAGUUUCAUCGAAAACGAAAAACAAGAAACGAGGAAAGAAGCCCUAAGUGCAGUUUCUUGUUAUCUCCACUUGUUUCUUGGUUUCAUAAAAACAAUUUUCACUCAUCCCCGAAACCGUAAACCAAAUUAUUAAAAAAAAUAAAAAAUAAAAAUUCUAAUACAUUUCAAUUAUGAUGACUCCACCCCCUACGGAAUCGCAAGACACCGUUCCGUCGAAGUGGGACCCACAGGUCAUCGUUUUAGUCGGGCUCGUCUGCAGCAUAUUCCUUCUGUUCAGUUACUACAAGAUCCUCGAACGAAACUGCGCAAUAAUAAACCUAUCACGUAAUUCAGAACAAAGGAGGCGAAUAAACGAGCAUCUCGAGGAAUAUUCCUCCCAGUUCCACAGCAUGGCGCUCGAUUCCCACAUCAUGCACUCGCUCCCCAUCACUCAGAUCGAGAAAAAAAUCGACAAAAAUAAUAAUAAUAGUAGUGCGGCAGAGUGUGCAGUGUGUUUGGGUGAAUUCGAAGAAGGGGAAUGGGUGAAACAUCUGCCGAAUUGCGCACAUGUUUUCCACGUUUCGUGUAUCGAUACUUGGUUCCAGACGCAUGCCAGCUGUCCUCUUUGCAGAUCUUACGUGUGCGAUCGAACCAAUGAUGGCACACCACCUCAUGGAUCUUCGAUAAACGUGCAUUCGUAUUUGGAAACGCUGAACAGGGAAGAUUUUCAUCGAGGAAAUUCGCAACACUUCCAAAUUAUUCGAACUCAAGUACUACUAUAAGGUAAUCCUAUAUGUAUAUGUAUAUACAUACACAUUUCAGCAAAUAUAACUAUUGCAAUUCAUUUUGUAUAAACUUCUUUACAUGAUGUUACCGAAUUUGAAACAUGAGUAAUAUUUUCACAAUGUAAGAAUAAAUA
Erythranthe guttata (spotted monkey flower) is the source of this 942-nucleotide messenger RNA. The record is from RefSeq and is a predicted model, not a curated record. Lineage: Eukaryota; Viridiplantae; Streptophyta; Magnoliopsida; Lamiales; Phrymaceae.